This is a messenger RNA of Sus scrofa (pig), 10901 nucleotides long. Lineage: Eukaryota; Metazoa; Chordata; Mammalia; Artiodactyla; Suidae. The record is from RefSeq and is a predicted model, not a curated record.
AGCAAUGCCAGAUCCUUAACCCAUUGAGCAAGGCCAGGGAGCGAACCUGCAUCCUCAUGGAUACUAGUCAGACUUGUUUGCCCUAAGUCAUGAGGGGAACUCCAUCAGUCAUUCUUUUGAGUAAAGGCAAUGUUGCAUGAAAACAGCUAGGUCAGUUUGCAACUUGACUACACAAGUUCUUUUCCUUUAGAGAAUUAUUAUGCAUUAGAAGUGCUUUAUGCAUAUGUUCUAUUUUGGCACCAUAAAGUAUUACAGAGAUAUAUAUUUAUGAGUUGAGAUUUAAUAACAGUUCUAAUGCUUAGAACAUCAUCAAGGACUUUGAGUGAGUCCCCCCACCCCGCUUCUUUUAACUGAGAAUGAGUAGUGGUGAAUAGAAACUGACUAUCCAUAACGUUUGGUGCUGCUUUACCCACCAAUCCCAAGGGCAACAGAGUGAAUAAGGCAAACAACAUCAUAGAAUUAUUAUGGUAGUAGCUAUGACUUCCCUGAAAAGUAUGGAGGCCUCCCACAAGUUUGCUAAAACUGCUGCUCUAGUACAUAGGUUCUAAAUCCCUAGGUUGCAUUAUCUCAUUUAUACUCACACUACAAAACCAAAACCGCUAUGUACUGUGAAGAGGCAGAGCUAUGCUACUUUUUCUUCUUUAUGCAACCACUCAAACUAAGCAAAUAGUUGGCUUUAUGUUUGCCUCAUUGCAGUGAUUUGUCAUCUCCCUUUACCAUUAUGAGCAGGUGGCGUGAGCUUAAUCUGAGCUAUAGCCUCAGAACCUUUUUACCCGGCUUGGUUCAGCAUGAUGGUUCAUGUAUCCCCUCUUACCUGUCCUGUCAUCCCACCAUCAUAGUGUGAGUUCACUUACUUCCUGAGGUUUCUCAGAGCAUAUCCUGAGCUCUGCAUCCUUCUACCUUUUAAUACUGUUUCGCUGAAAAUAUCACCCCUGUCCUCGGCUUCAGUGUCAGUAUUUAGAGGCAUUUGCUGAAUUUACAUUCAUUCUCAGAGAUAGAUGUGUGAAAGUCAAACAUCCUUUUGGAAGCUAAACUCAUGUUUUUUUUUUUUCUAAGAGAUCUACUUAUUUUACCAAAUGAAGGCAAUUAUUUCAUCAGUUUGUUUUGAUUUAAACAUAGAAGCAUGAGACUAAAGGCAGAUACAUAGGGUAUAAAAUAUUUGGAAUAUUGGGUUGGACCUGGGCUUAUAAAGUCCAGACAUGUCUGCUUUUAAGCUCUUGGACCUUCUGUGAAGUGUGCUAUGUCUUUGAGUCCUAUUUUCCUUGACUAUAUAAAAGUGUUAGUAAUGCUUACUAACUGAAAGUUGUAGAGAAGAUUAAUCUUAAUUAUAUGUAGUAGCUACUACAUUAUGUCACACACAGUAGAGAGCCACUGGUUUUAAAAUUAUAAUAACAAUGUAUUAGUUUGGUACUCAGACAUUUACCAGUUCUAGUUUGAGCUCUCAUAUACAGUUACAUUUUUCUGGAAUGAAAUGGAGCCCUUAGAAAAGGGUUUGUCAUGUAUGCGUUAGCUAAAGUUGUGAAACACAUUUUGAAGUGUACAAGUCAUGGACGGCAGAUGAGAAACGAGGCAAAAAAUCUUUUUCAACAUUUAAAUAUGACAGCAAAUAGAAUCAUGUUGUUCGAAGAAUAGGGACCCUAAUUGGAUAGGAUUUUUUAUUCGUAAUCUAAGGAUAAUAUUGUUGCUUUGAUAUAUUCUAACCUCAUUACUGUCUACAAACUUGCUCCUUGGUUAUUCAUACCAAAAGAUUUUUACUCUAAGAAUCCCCAUUCUUUUUUUGAGAUAUAAUUGGCAUAUUAGUUUCAGGUGUUACAGCAUAACAAUUCGAUAUUUUCAUGUGUUAUGAAAUCACAGUGUGUAGUUCACAUCCAUCACCAUAGUUACAGAUUUUUUUCUUGUGAUGAUAAGUUAUAAGAUCUAAUCUCAUAACUCUCAAAUAUGCAGCACAGUAUUACAGCCUAUAGUCACCACGCUCUGCAUUACCUUCCUGAAUUCUCCAUUCUUUAUUCAAAUCUCCAAAGUAGUUGACAAUGCAGAACAUAUCUGGGCUGAUAAAACUGAAUAUGGAAUAAAGCACCAGCUGCUUGUUCUCAGAUGCUAGAAUUCUGAAAGUAGUGGAGAAAAACUUCUAUCGUUUCCAGCUGGGAGUCUCUAUUAUGUCUGGAUAUGCCAGUCAAGCUGUAGAAGUUGUGGCCGGCAAACACAUAAAGCAAAUAAAAUUCUUUUGCCAUCUAGGGCGUAACUAAAUGCUCGCCAUUCUCCCUGUUAGUCAUUAAAGAUAAACUUUUGAUCGUUUGUUGAAAGUACUGAAGAAUGCAGAUUUUCUCAAACACGGGGUAGGGAAUGCAUUGUAUAAAAGUACUUAAUUUACGAAAGGACAUUUUUAGUUCCACGUUUAAAAAUUGAUUCUGGUGUUUAAGGGACUUUAUAAGCACAUACUGCCUCUGCUGAAAUCCGUUCUGAAGAACUUACAGCCAAGAGCUUCUGAGCAUUUGGACUCAUUAGCAGAGCUAAUUCCUUUGGCUGUAUUUCCUGAAGGUAGUUUUCUGUAAGGUAUGCGAGGGUCAAGGGAGAGCAGUAGCAGGACUGCGUCCCCUGCACUCUUCAGUGAGGACAGACAGGAUGAGGUGGAAUGAGGCCAAGUCCAAGGACCAACCAGUGUCUGCCAGCUCUCUCCCUGUCUUCUACCUCCUUCUUCAUCAUGUUUAUUGGGAUUUAGUUUAAAAGCCUGUGCUUAACAGGAACUUGGGCAUAUGUAAAUAUUUGAUGUACAUGUUCUGCUGGGUUUGGUUUUACCAAACCCACUGCUCUCAUGAAGAAGACAGCAGAGAAAAUGUGUAUACUGAUUUAGAAAUGUUCGGAAUUUGGCGGGAGGGACUCCUCAGAGCCUUGCAGGGAUCCUGGUUACUGGGUGAAGAUUCAUCACUUAGAAUACACAGAUGGAGGGAUCCUAGAUCCAGAUGAUGUCCUGGCAGAUGUCGUUGAAGACAAAGAUAAGAUUCUUCCAAGGAACUUUACCAAGUACCUUUGGAAAUUUUGUACAGUUGACAUCCUCUGAUUGCUGUGUUUGACGAACAAGAACCACUCCACAAGAUUGAGAGCCCCAGUGGAAACCCUGCAGGCCGGCAGAGCCCAGAUGCUUUUGAGACAGAAGUGGCUGCCCAGCUCGCUGCGUUUAAACCAGUUGGUGGGGAAAUUGAAGUAACCCCUUCUGCUCUGAAAUUAGGCACUCCACUGCUGGUGAGGAGAAGCAGUGACCCUGCUCCAAGCCCACCUGCUGAUGCCCAGCCAAGCACUUCGCACCCCAGUGGCCAGAGUCUGAAACCUGUUAUUCCAAAUUCCACACAGGAAUUAGAAGAUGGAGAAGUUAUGAAUGGUGUGCAGACAGAACUACUGACAUCGCUGAAAACUAUGGAUGCAUUGAGUGUCAUGACAAAAACGGUGGAGAUUUCUGGGGAAGGAGGCCCCUUGGGAAUACAUGUAGUGCCCUUCUUUUCAUCUCUGAGUGGAAGGAUUCUAGGGCUCUUCAUCCGCGGCAUUGAGGAAAACAGCAGAUCCAAGCGAGAGGGACUCUUUCAUGAAAAUGAAUGUAUUGUGAAAAUCAACAACGUGGACCUCACAGACAAAACUUUUGCUCAGGCUCAGGACGUCUUCCGUCAGGCAAUGAAAUCUCCAAGUGUGCUCCUCCGUGUGCUUCCACCACAAAACCGGGAACAGUAUGAGAAAUCAGUUAUUGGACCUCUUCACAUUUUUGGUAACAACGAUGGUGCUUCAAGAACAAAAGUGCCACCUUCUAUCCAUGGGAAAUCCGGGGUCAAGAUGGUAAAUCCCACAGGAUCAAACGGUCCUAAAGAUGAUGCUUCAACUUCCCUGCAGCAAAGCAGGAGCCCCCGAGUGCCAAGGGUGGGAAGAAAGCCAUCUUCUCCCUCACUCUCCCCUCUCAUGGGCUUUGGCAGCAAGAAAAAUGCAAAGAAGAUUAAGAUUGACCUAAAGAAAGGCCCUGAAGGACUUGGUUUCACUGUGGUUACCAGAGAUUCUUCCAUACAUGGUCCUGGUCCCAUUUUUGUAAAAAAUAUUUUACCAAAGGGAGCAGCAAUAAAAGAUGGCCGCCUACAAUCAGGGGACAGAAUUUUGGAGGUAAAUGGCAGAGACAUCACUGGCCGAACUCAGGAAGAGCUCGUGGCCAUGCUGAGGAGCACCAAGCAGGGAGAGACUGCUUCACUGGUCAUCGCCCGCCAAGAAGGAACUUUUCUGCCCCGAGAACUGAAAGGAGAACCUGACUGCUAUGCGCUCUCCCUGGAGACAACUGAGCAGCUUACCUUCGAGAUCCCCCUAAAUGAUUCUGGUUCUGCUGGUCUUGGGGUGAGCCUGAAGGGGAACAAGUCUCGAGAAACUGGAACAGACUUGGGGAUUUUUAUCAAAUCCAUCAUCCAUGGAGGUGCUGCUUUUAAGGAUGGUCGUCUGCGGAUGAAUGACCAGCUGAUUGCAGUUAAUGGGGAAUCUCUUUUGGGAAAGUCCAACCAUGAAGCUAUGGAAACACUUAGGCGAUCAAUGUCCAUGGAAGGAAACAUACGAGGAAUGAUCCAGUUGGUGAUUCUGAGGAGGCCAGAGAGACCAGUGGAGGAGGCUGCAGAGUGUGGGGCAUUUUCUAAGCCAGGCUUCGAGAGCUGUCAAAACGCUCUAACCACCUCCAGGAGAAAUGAUAAUAGUCCCUCGCAUCCCUUUGGCACCUGUAGUCCACAAGACAAACAGAAAGAGUCCACACUUCCCAACGACAGAUGGGCUGAGAGCGAAGUUCCACCUUCCCCCACUCCACAUCCUGUUCUGGAACUGGGCCUUGAAGACUGCAGCCACAGCUCUGGGGUGGAUUCAGCUGUAUAUUUUCCAGAUCAGCACUUCAACUUUAGAUCUGUGACACCAGCCAGGCAGCCUGAAUCAAUGAAUCUGAAAGCCUCAAAGAGCAUGGACCUUGUGCCAGAUGAAAGCAAAGUCCGUUCAUUGGCUGAACACAAACCGGAAUCUCCAGGCAAAGAUUUUGGACCCACUCUGGGUUUGAAAAAAUCCAGCUCCUUGGAGAGCCUGCAGACAGCUGUUGCCGAGGUCAGGAAGAACGAACUUCCCUUCCACCGGCCCCGGACCCACAUGGUCCGAGGUCGAGGCUGCAACGAGAGCUUCCGAGCUGCCAUUGACAAAUCUUAUGACGGACCAGAGGAAUUUGAAGCUGAUGGUCUAUCUGAUAAGAGCUCUCACUCUGGCCAAGGAGCUCUGAAUUGUGAAUUGGCACCUCAGGGGAGCUCUGAGCUAGAGAAUGUGGAAAAUAAAGCCAGGAAAAUCAAAAAAACAAAAGAAAAGGAGAAGAAGAAGGAGAAGGGCAAAUUGAAAGUCAAGGAGAAGAAGCAGAAAGAGGGAAAUGAAGAUCCAGAAAGAAAAAUAAAGAGGAAGGGAUUUGGUGCCAUGCUGAGUAGAUUUGGGAAGAAGAAAGAUGAUAAGGGUGGAAAGGCUGAGCAGAAAGGCCCCCUGAAGCGUGGUGGCCUGAGAGAGGAGGAGCUGGAAAAAAUGAAAGAAGAACGUGAGCGGAUUGGAGCAAAACACCAGGAGAUAAGGGAAAAGCAGGCAAGAGGUCUCAUUGAUUAUGCUACUGGUGCAGUUGGAUCACUGCAUGAUAUGGACGAUGAUGAAAUGGACCCCAACUAUGCCAGAGUGAACCACUUCCGGGAACCGUGUACAUCAGCAAAUGUCUAUAGGUCUCCAUCUCCCCCUCGGGCUGGACCACUGGGCUACCCUCGGGAUGGCCGGCCACUGUCUCCAGAGCGAGACCACCUAGAGGGUCUCUAUGCCAAGGUCAACAAGCCAUACCAUCCACCAGUGCCCAUUGACAGUGGCCGUCCCAUGAGCGGAAGUGCUGACCGUAUCCAGAAGUUGCGGAAGGAGUAUUACCAGGCUCGGAGGGAAGGUUUUGCUUUAUAUGAGGAUGACGAAGGAAGAGCGAGACCUGAUUAUGACCUUCACUGGGUGUCUGGAAAGGGUCCAGAUGGGAAUCUACACAACCUCCACUUUGAGGGGAUGGAGAGACAGUACGCCUCCUUACCCAGGAUAAAGUUCUGUGGAGGGAGUUUUUGGACAAGAGCAACACAUGGAUGCUGUUUGUACCUGUGGAGCUCUCAUCCCUAUACACGAAUUGACAAAAAUCCUGCCAUCCUCAAGAAUAUAACUGUAGCCAAAAGGGGAGGACCAGCAGAUCCUGUAGACUAUCUGACAGCAGCACCUCGAGGGCUCUACAAGGAAAGGGAGCUUCCAUUUUACCCAGGGGCUCAUCCUGUGCAUCCUCCCAAAGGGAGCUAUCCCCGCCCCCCAGAUCUGAGGCUCACAGAUCUCCGGUAUCCCCAGUAUUACCCACCCCCACCAGCCCCCCAGCACAAAGGACCCUUCAGACAAGACGUUCCGCCUUCCCCUCCUCAGCACCACAGAGUACCAGCCUACCAGGAAAUAGGCAGACCAGGGCCCCGAGGGGGCAGCCCAGAUCAGUAUCCAUACCGAACCCAGGAUCCUCGGCAGAAGAACCCCAUGACGGCAGCCGUGUAGCUGAAUACCACUAAGCUCAGCCCAGCCCAGAAAGGAAGACAUCCAACAUCACCUUUGUUCUUCCUACCCACUAAGGCCUUCUUCCUGUUAAGAAUUCUGUCUGCGUGGUACAGGUUAGGUUUUUCUCCCUGAGGUUGCAACACCUGGUUGCUAAUCAGAGAGGAAAAAUGAGACAGGAGUUUGGGAAGGAAAUCAGAAGGCAGAGGAGGGGUGGGGCCCUAAAAAAAUACUGCCUGAUACAUGAAAUAAUUUUAGAGUUUGUUUAGUUCACCAAGAGUGGUAACUAAACAGACAGAUAACAGUGGAGAUCUACAACAUGCCACCUCCCUGGAGUACACACACACCCCAUAGAAUUGACAGCAUGCGUCCAGUCUCUGCCCAGGAUCAUCAUCCAAUCAGAGGCUAAGCUUCAGCCACUUUAUUAGAGUUAAGUCUGUGAAGAGUGGCUGUACAUAAUGGGCAUCCUAAAUGAGUAGUUUUUUCACUGAGAAAACAACCGCAGCAAACAUGAGGAGUGAUCUCCUUAAAAUGCUUUAUACAAGAGGAAGACUACAUUUAUUUGUAGAAUUUCUCAGGUUCUCGGUACCACUCAUUUGGUAUAAGCAUCUCAUGUUUCCUAAAAGUAAGAUGUGAGUGCAGUAUUAGUGUCCUGGGAGAAUGUGCAAAGCUAGUUAGAGCUUCCAGAAGAAAUACAUUCUUAGGACCAAGGCAAUCAGGUUAAGAGAACUGAAAUUCCAAGGACCUUCCUUCCUCCCACCUCCCAGGCACAAUAGCAUGGAGAUACCUGGUUACAGCUUCAUCCCCAAACCUCCUGCCUCUAAUUAGUGUAAGCAGGGCCUCUACUUUAAGGCUCUCAUUUGAGCCUAAGGUAUACGUGGGAAAAAGAGGGCCCACUGGUUAGGUCGCACAGGUAGUAGUGCUCUGGAAACAGCAAUUCCAGACUCAGUGCCAAAUAGCACCAUAUGCACCUGGGGCCAGGGCGGGGCUGACUGAACUCUUUGGGAACGAUAACCAGCAGGUAGUUGGUGGUGACUGUGUGUGUGUGUGUCUGUGUGUAUGUGUGUGUCGGCAUGUGAUUACCAGUAGGGAGAAUGGAAAAUAAAAAUGCUUUCUGGAAAGUGUGAUGAGAAAGGGAAUAAAAAGGAAAAAAAAAAAAAAACAACAGAAAAUAGCAGGGACGGGAGAAGGAGCAUAAAACUAAAUCAAUCUAUAUCUGCUAUAUUUCAUCAACAAAAGACAGGGCAAGGCCAAGGUCUCCAGUUGGGAAAAGAAGGUCUUAUAGCUUUGAAAAGCUGAAACCACACCCUCCCAUACCCACCGCAGUUUCUUAAGUGCUUUGCAGCUUUCUACUUAUUUCAACAGAAUCUCUAAAACCUACAACCUGACCCAAAUGAGAACACGAGAAGACCAAGAAACAGUAAAGCACAGGAGCCUCAACUUGUUCAGUGACUCUUGAAAUAUUUUAAGUGUUUUUACAUUCCUUCUUCAUUCCCUCCAAAAAAAAAAAAAAAAAAAGUCUUGAAUUCAAUUUAGACAUAUUUUGGCUGAGAUUAGAAUACCUCUGACUGAUAGGAUUUAAUAAAUUAUAGUAUCAUUGAAUAUAUAGAGUAUCUAUCUAGCCCAGUUUAGUCUUAUUUUUUUUAAUUUAAAAUAGUUCUGUUACCAAGAAUGAUGCAACUGGUGGUUUUAGACUUAACUAGUAUUAUUUACUAAACUUUAAGAGGUAUCAUUUUCCAAACUACAAUUGACUUACCCUCUUGAAAGUAGACUGUCAAGUUGUUUUUUGCCCUCUAUCAUCUCUCUUAUGCCAGGCACCUUUAGAUUGUCUGCAGUUUGUGCAAAGAGGUUGAGGACUGGGCCCUGCUCACCUAGAGGUGGAAUGCAGAUGAGCUAUAGGGUUUCCCUGCCAACACGCUGCAAGCUGCCUUUGCCUCGAACUGAAUAAACCUUCAAGGAGAUAAUGAUGAGGGAAGCAUGAUGUGUUCUGAAGCAUUAAAAAUCAGCUCUUCAAGAUGUUCCAUAGUUGAACCAAAUUUCUGUAGACUACUGGACAUAACCAAGCCAGAAGACUCCUUCUGGAUUAAGGCCAAGGUCCCACAAGGGGCAGCGGCGUAAGGUGAGAUAUUCUGUGUGUGCUGGAGAAGUGGCCCUUGUAGGAAGAAUGCACAUGUUUUCACCAUGUUGCCACUGUGUGAGCAUAAUAUCUCCUGUACUCAGGCUCAGGGUAAGCUGCUCCAAACAUGGUUUUGUACUGUAUACACAGGCAAUAAAACAGUUGCUAAUUCUAAGGGGCAGCCAGUGAUGUGAAGGUACUAUUAAAGUAGACCAAAAACAACAACAAAAAAAAAGAUAAUAGAUAACGAUGUUCUUUUCUUGCUUGAAGUAUAACAUAUGUCCCAUUUGGCCCUUCCCAAAAGAAGCUAACAUUAUGCAAGUCUUCAUCAAGCUAAGUAGCAAUUAAGAACAGCUUGAAUGAAAGCUUUAUAAAGGCCUGUGUACCAACCCUCCAAUUGUCACCACCCAGAGGUUACGGUAUUCUUUCCCAGUAUUUAGAACAGGUACUUUAGAAUAUUUAGAAGACCAGGCUAUAAUCAGUAGGUGCCCAGGAGCAGGAAAUAGUUCCCAGUUUAUUUAUAGCCUUGAAAAAACUCCGUCAGGUGUAUCCUUGUAGCUCAGAAUACUAAUAUACCCCACGAAAAGUGUCACAGCAAGCUGCAAACCCAACAACGUACAGCCACUCGGCUUCUGAUCUGACCAUUAGGUCAUCCAAGCCUCAAAAUGAUGUGUUGGCCUCAAGUUACUCAAGAUAUUUUAAAGAGCUCUGUUUUUGUCCCUUUUUGCAGUAGAGAGAUGAAAGGGAGUAGACCACUGAACACUUUCAGAUGAAGGCGAAUUCAGUCCUCUACAAGGAGAGGAACACAUCAUCUCAUGAACCCAGUGUCACUGGGCUGCAGCCAUAUCACUCUUGGUAUAAUACUGCUUCCCCACAAUAUCACAUCCCUGGAUGAAAGGCAAGCUCAAAAUCAGGAGUAUUUUCUUAAAUAGAAUAACCACAAAAAUUGGGGAAAAUAUUACUGUGAUGCUCCUGAUUCUUAGAUUAUUAGAUCUAUUUGCAUUGACGCCACAGUACAUCACGGAGCAAAGAUCUUAAAAUCAAGAGCAUGGGGAGAGCCACAGACCCAAUGGUACCCUGUGGAGGAAACUCUUUGCACACCUACUGAUAGAAGAAAUUUGAGACUUCACUAGAGCUUUAUUUUUGCCACCACUAAACAACAUUAAAACAUGAUUCAUUAUUCCUUCCAAAGAUUUAUGAACUUCUUAAAUCGAAUCUAUCUUCUGGAGGAAAUCCAUCUGAUAACUUUUGGAGUUGCCAGGAAUAAGGUUGUUAUGCACAGAGAUCAAGCCUUUAAAGAGUGUUUAUUCCCUAACCUGUAACCACAGCCUUCAUUUUCUUUGGAGGAACACUUAGCAUUUCAGAGGGAUAAAGAGAUCUGGAGAGUUUGGUGUGGUUAGGGAUGUGUGUCUGUAAAAUUCCCCUCAGCAUUAAACUCUGACAUCCGCAAUGAGAGGUCUUCAAAUUGGUGCUAAGUUGGGUAGACACCCUACUGCUUCCUGAGUGCACGAGCAACAGAAAGUCCAAAAGGACUUAGUGCAAUUAGGCAGGAGGGAGCUGGAUUCAGAAACAGUCCACGAUCCUAUUCCCCUGUACUCCCCAUUCACACCAACUUAAAUGGAAAUGAUGCCACAGUAAGACCAGUAAGAGGAGUCUCCCUAAGAUAUGCCUACAAAGUCACCGUUCUGAUAAAAAGGAGAAUGAAAGUUCACUAUCUAAAAUAAGCCUAUAAGCUCAUAUGCAGCUACGACUUCUAAGUGAAACUCUUUCUCCCUCAUGUCUUUGAAUAGCAAUAGAAUGACACACACACAGCCUGACUUUUAAAGUCAGACUUAACUACAAGCCCAGAGUGGGAGUGAACUAACCCCCAAGGCUGUCUCCUGACUCAGCUCUUUCAGACAGUGUUAUGUUCCAACCACGAUGACUGCAAUACUGUUUACUACUGGAACAUCAAAACCAACCUACUGUCUAUACAAUCACUUUUUCUAGCGUUUCCCUGUACUUAGGUGAUACCAAGUCUGUUCAUAAGUUUUGAAGAUAAAUUAUGUGAGAUCAUAUUUUGGCAUAUGGGGGUGGAGAAUGAAUUCUUUACAGACUUUUUAGGAUGAUCCCAUUUGUACCACAGAAAACAUUUUGGAUAUUGUUAUAUAUGAAUAUAUAAAUUUUUCUUGGUUAUUUUGCAUUAAAAUAAAGCUUUAUUCAGUCA